This is a messenger RNA of Galleria mellonella (greater wax moth), 3616 nucleotides long. RefSeq names its product A-kinase anchor protein 200 (gene Akap200). NCBI's taxonomy places the organism in Eukaryota, Metazoa, Arthropoda, Insecta, Lepidoptera, Pyralidae. The record is from RefSeq and is a predicted model, not a curated record. The transcript has 8 exons. Bases 209 to 1180 code for a protein of 323 amino acids.
CGAUAACUACGCGUCUACUGCACUACACUACACUCUCAGUUUCAUUUUCAACUCCGUGCUACGUGUACAGUGUUCACUUUUAAUCCUAAUAAUUUAUACCCAUUAGUCGUAGAUUUGCAAGUUUAUUUAUGAGUGCGGUUCAUAUAAGGGCUUUUAUUGAGUUGGAAACGAAUUGAGCAUUUACGAAUUUAAAACGUUAGCAGCGAGCAUGGGUGCGAAGCAGAGCAAGCGCUCAGUUGAUAUAAGUGGCAAGGAGGCGGAAGGUGCAGGAGAGGUGGCUGCAGCAGGUGCUGGCGGCGAAGGCCGUGUCGAGCAGCUCGCUGAUGCUGAUGCCCUCAAGCCACAGCUCAAUGGUGAUGCACAUAUACACGACGCGGAUAAAGAUAAACAAGCAGAAGCUGGAACGCCAGAAAAUGAGAAAGAUGCUACUACGGAAAAGGAAUCAAAAGAACAAGAUAACGAAAAGGAGAAGGAAGCUCCGCCAGUAACGAACGGAGACAGCGGGGAACAAAAAGUAGAGAAUGGUGUGGAAUCUCCCUCAGCGCCCGAAGAUGGCAAGAAACCCAAGAAGGAGAAGGUCAAGAAGAAAUGGUCACUUAGAUCUAUCAGUUUUAGCAGAAAAGAUAAGCCGAAGCAGGAGAAGAAACAAAAGGAAGAGGAGCCUAAGACUAAUGGAGAGGCAGAAAAGGUCCCUGAAGAGGCGGCCGAAACCACCAAUGAGACUGCGAUUAAUGAAGUCGCUGAAGAAGCAAAACCAACAACCGAAAAUAAAGAGGAAAAGACUCCGGAAACUCCAGUAACUGAACCCAUCACUAACGGAAGCACUACACCAGAAUCACCCAAAGUGGAGGCUCCCGUUAUUGAAGAGAAUGUUGCACCAACCCAAGAAACCAACAGGCCUGAAUCUAAAGACGAACCUGAAGUGGAGCAGUUGGCUGUUAAUGGUCUAUCAUUGGAAGAACCCAAAAGUGAUGCAACUGAAGUAAAGAAAAUCGAGGAAUGUAAUCCUGUACAACCAGCGGAAACGACUGAGUCAGUUCCAGCCCCCGAAAUCCCUGUCAAAAAAGAGGAACCCCUACCUGUCAGCGACAAAAUAGCAGAUUUGAUCCCUGAAGUUCCAGUUGUACCAGAACUGAAAACUGACAUGGAGACGACGACUGACGUGGCGGUGGCCAACUAAUCACCACAUAUGACUAAACUCUAACGUCCACCGACACUUUAUGUGUCAUAAAAUGAGCCUUUAAUUUAUUUCCAUUUAGUACUGUGGUGUGAUUAUCGAACUAAGUUCGAUUUUUAUUUUAUAUUAUCAAAGAUGUGGAUUUCCGUUUCAAAUGUGACAUUUCAUAUAGAAUGAUUAUUAGUAUAAGUUUAGCGCUUUGCUUUUGUAAAAUUAAGAUUUUAUACAUUUUAUUCGCUAGGAUCGAUUUUUUUAUAAUUAUAUAAUAUACAAUAACAAAGUUAUGUAGGCAGUAUACGGUGCGAUAAGUUGGUGCCAUUAUUACAGGGGUAUUAGUUUGACGUUGUCGCGUGUUACUUGCUCCUUAAAUUAUUUUAAUUUUGCGAAAACUACUGCUGCAAGAUUAUUAUUUUAAUGAAAUAUUGUGAAUUGUAGCAUUGUACAUUUACCGUUAACUAAGACACUUCGACACAUUUCUAUGUAAAUGUAACAAAUUCGAUCUCAAUAACUUAGUUUCCGAUAACAUCGAAAACUUUGAAUUGUCUCAUAGUUUACCAGACUCAAAAUAAUUUCUCUAGAACUCAUUCAUUUAGGGCCCAAUAUGUUUCUUAAUAUAUUUUAAAACUCCUGUUUGGGAGGAGCGUUUGUGAAUAUAAUCCCGAUAAUAGAAUUGAAUAUCGUAGGUACAAUAUGGUUGUAAAUACAUGUGUGUGCCACAUGCACAUGGAGAUAGAUAUUUUAUGAUUGAGAACAUCUUGCGUUCUAGCCGAACACAUAAGUUGGCUUUUGUUAGAAAUAUAUUACUUAAUUACCAUGUUUAUAUAGUUUACCGGUGUAUGUUGGUGAUAAAUAUAAUGUAUGUUUAAGAUUAACUAAACAUAACAUAGGAAUUGUUAAUUGUUUGCUUCAUUAUAUCUGGGCAAGUAACAACACAUUUGUAACAAAUUAAAGUACAUAAUACGAAGAUUUAUAUUUGUCACUGUAAAAAAAAAAUAAUAAUAAUAUCAGUCUAGAAAAAAGCUUAUAAAGUUUAAAAACUGGAUAUUAAAUCAAAUGCUUUAAUAUAUCAGCUCUCGAAUAAACAUACUUUUUGAAGUCCUUGUUCAUUAUGAUUUCCAUAAAGUUAAAACUGGUUGAUUAGAAUUUCUAUGUAUCUUGACAGCAUAGAUGAUAUCUAGAAAUCGUAUAAACAUGGUAAUACUGUAGGAAUGCAACCCUAUCGGCAGACAUGAAAUGUAUACCACAUGAUGAUGAUACGAUCAUCGAAUUUUAGUAGUUUGCGACAUUACUGUAAUGUAUAUAUGAAUUCAUGAAACUUAUUUCAUAUUCUGUUAAUUGUGUGUCAAAUUGAAGUUUAAAAUUACAAAUUAAUGUAAAGUGUUAGGGAUGAAGUAAAAUAUUAAUGAAUUUCCUUUAUCUCAUUAGUAUGUUAAAUUUUUAUCAUGCACUUAUAUGUUAUUCUUCUCGUAAUAUUAAUUUAAGUUGUAUAAAUUUAGUUUCAAUACGGCUCUCUGUAAUACAAACUCAUGAAAUUCAAAUUUAGGUAUUGGUAAGUUACUCCUAUGCCUAGUGAGAUAAUUAUUAUACAAUAAGAUUUAAUUGUUUAGGCAAAAUGUCAAGUAAUAUUAAUAACAUUAUUAUAUGGUCAUCGAAUCCAAAUUAAACGAAUAUGUUAUGUUAAUGGAUGUGUGAAAUUUUGGAAUAAAUAUUCAGUGGCCAACUUUUCGAUAAUAUUAUACAAUUUUUAUGAAUAUACAGACAUUAUAUUGUGACAUUUAGAUUUGUAGUAUGUGUAACAGUUAGAUGAGGUAGUCAGAUAAUGAGGGCUGCCAUUAGUAGGUACUCAUAUCGGUUUCCACCUUAUACAAUUAGGAUGAUUCGUAAAGUUUGAUAUUAUUAUACAAUAGUGUCAGUUUUUCUACAAUAACUCGCAUGUCUAAUAUGGUUUCAUAAUCAUUUUUGUAAUUUUAUACAUUUUUUAUGAAAUUUAAAGUGACACAUCUGCAUGACUGGGAGAAUUACUCCAAUUAGCAGUAAACACAAAUGAGACAUUCCAUAUCGAACGCCUGUAUCACUUCAUCACAGCCCUGUACUCUCCAGCAGUCUUAAUACUGCACAAUUUUAUAUCUUGUAGCAUGCAAAUGACUACGUGCUUACGAAGACAUUAAGUAUUGAUUAAAAAUUUCAGCUUGUCAAGGAACCCAUAAAUGUAUCGUAAACAUGUGUGUAAUCUUUUCCAUUAUGCAGACAUUAUUUUUUUAUAUUAUAAAUAUUUAUAGUUUACGGUAUUGUAUAAAAUAAUAAUUAUUUUAAAGUAUAAACUUAUUUGCUCAUUCCCGCAAUUGGAAUUUGUAUAAUAAUAAUUAAUAUGUUAUUCCAAUUUAAUUAAAACUAAAUGUUGAUGUGUGAAUGUCUCUUAUCAAUAAAAUUUAAAAUGAA